AUGAGGCACACGCUGGUCCAGUUCACGGGACGAACAACCCUCUCUCCACGAUCCUCGCUUCCCUCUCGUCUGCGAUCGCGUCGAUAUCAGUCCUCCGGAUCGCCGCAAAAACAAGAACCGAUUUCCGACAAGAAUAACCUCUCCCCUUCGAACGCCCAGAAUUCUUCAUCUCCCUCCGCCCCCGCCGUUCCGGGCCCGCGAUCGUUGCGCCAGAUCAUCUCCGACGGUCCCUUGGGGAAACUGGGUCGGUCAUACUCGCGCGUUCAAGAACGGCGACCGUAUGCUACACAACUAUGGAGUUCGAUUAUCGUGUACCUGUGUGGCGACUUGAGCGCGCAGUUUCUCUUCCCGUCGCAGAAUACGUCGGUCCAGAACAAAGAUAGCCAGGGAUCGCAAUCAGGGGAGGAGGAUGGAGAUGCAGCGACUAGUCAGGGUGGCUAUGACCCGUGGCGAACCAUGCGACACUUGGUUGUCGGCUCGGGAUCGAGUAUCCCCUCGUAUACCUGGUUCAUGUUCCUCCACCACAAUUUCAACUUCGCGUCCAAAUUCCUCUCCAUCCUCACCAAGGUCGUCGUGCAGCAGGCCGUCUUCACCCCCGUCUUCAACACCUACUUCUUCAGCGUGCACUCUCUCCUGUCCGGCGCCUCGCUGGAGGAGACGUGGGAACGCCUGAAGAAGGCGCUCCCCGUCAGCAUCACGAACAGCGCGAAGCUGUGGCCCGCCGUCACGGCCUUCAGCUUCAUGUACGUGCCGCCGCAGUUCCGGAAUAUUUUCUCCGGCGUGAUCGCGGUCGGCUGGCAGACGUAUCUCAGUUGGUUGAAUCAGAAGGCUGCCCGGGAGGUCGAGGCGGCUGAGUUGGUCGAGGCUGAGAUCUCGCGGGUUGGACUUGAGACGUCGGGGGCUACGAUGAAGGCAUAG
Messenger RNA from Aspergillus melleus, 918 nucleotides. Its product is annotated as Mpv17/PMP22 family protein. Bases 1 to 918 code for a protein of 305 amino acids. Gene Ontology annotation, cellular component: membrane; mitochondrion; cytoplasm. The transcript is spliced from 2 exons. The record is from RefSeq and is a predicted model, not a curated record. Lineage: Eukaryota; Fungi; Ascomycota; Eurotiomycetes; Eurotiales; Aspergillaceae.